Molecule: messenger RNA, 1209 nt
Organism: Talaromyces marneffei
Lineage: Eukaryota; Fungi; Ascomycota; Eurotiomycetes; Eurotiales; Trichocomaceae
Exons: 5
Coding region: 1-1209 (402 amino acids)
Cellular component (GO): cytoplasm
Molecular function (GO): phosphatase activity
Source: RefSeq, a predicted model, not a curated record
AUGUAUACCGAGACAGAUGAAGACCCACAGACAAUAAGAUCGAAAAGCGCGAAACAAUACCACAAAAAUGCAUUGCGACAUCCCCAGCAGCGCAAAUCGAGCCAGCUCUGUCGCCUUGUGGUGAUCAUACCAGUUCUGCUAUUCUUCACAAUCGUGCUUGCAGGAUUCAUGGCCAUGAGCGAAUCACUAGCCAUGGCAAGACGAAACGCAGAAUCGCAUCUGGUGUAUUCCACUGUGAAGGGGUAUUUUCUGCAGGAUGAGGAGGAUACAGAUCCAAACCGAUUCGAUUAUGUUGCGAAUAAUUUCGGCCUCAUUGACCGACCUUAUGAUUAUGAAGGCCAGGAACAUAGAGCUGAAGCUGAUGAACGACCAACGACACAAUGGUCCCGCUUCGAGAGACAAAUCCGCACUAUGAAUGCACAAGCAGAGCCCAACGUAGUGUACAAAGUCCUCUACCUCGGCCGACAUGGCGAGGGCUUCCACAACGUCGCGCAGAGCUGGUACGGCGACGACGCCUGGGACUGCUACUGGUCUCUCCAAGAUGGCAACGAAACAUCAACCUGGUCCGACGCCCGACUGACACAAGUCGGAAGAGCGCAAGCCCAGACCGCGCACGAUGCGUGGCGGAAACAGAUUGAAACCGCAAUCCCGUUUCCGGAGAUGUUUUAUGUUAGUCCGUUGAAUCGGUGUUUGGAGACUGCAUUUAUUACGUUUGAUGGGUUGGUUGGUCGUCGGCCUUUUCGGCCAACGGUUAAAGAGCUGGUUCGAGAGACACUUGGCAUACACACCUGUGACCGCCGCUCAACUAAAACCGUGAUUCAAGACGAAUAUCCAGACUACAUAAUCGAAGAAGGCUUCACCGAGGACGACGAGCUCUGGCACGCCGAACAGCGUGAAUCAGACUCCGCGCGAAACGCACGCAUAAAGACGUUUCUCGACGACGUCUUCACGGCCAACAGCGACAAACAAUUCAUCUCCGUGACCGCGCAUUCAGGUGCCAUCACCUCUAUUCUGGAUGUCGUCGGGCACAGAGAUUUCCAGUUACAGACCGGCGGGGUUAUCCCUAUUCUCGUCAAGGCGGAGCGAGUUCGGGGGAAAGAGCCGGAGAGGGUGAUUGAGCCUCCUACGGGGGUGCCGCAGUGUAAGAGUGAUCCGUUGGCUGCUGGGGGAAAGGGGCCGAUGCAGGUUAGGGAGGUUGUUGAUCUAUAA